CUGGGGAAGAAAGCGCCCAUACACAGGAAGCCACCCAAGCCAUGCAAAACAGAGGCAAGUCAGGUGCUGAGUUGUAAUGAAGCCCUAAGAGCUGGAGGAGUCCUAGUUGCGUACCCCAACAUCCAGAGCAGCCGUGCUGCACAAUUAGCCCACCUGCCAGUCAUUAUGCAAAUCGGGAGAGGAAAUCAGGGAACACAGGAAGAGGAAGCUGGAGCGGGACCUGUCAUCCCACAGAGACACCAAAAGCUACAGGGAGACUUCAGUGGGGAAAGCGAGUCUCCAAACCACCUUGACAAGCCAGCUCCCUACCAAGGUUCCAGACACGUCCUCCACGCCAGCCCCACCGGGACUCCAACAGCCGCACACGGAGCGCAGCCCCGAGAACCUAAAGGGAGGCCUCCCAGGCCCCCUGUGUGGGCAACCUCACCUCCACCCCCGGAGGCUCAGGCCCUGAAGUUUCCUCCACCCCACCCGGCUUUGCCUCGUAAUUUCCAACCGGCUGACUCAGCACAUCUCAGCCCGGCCAUGUGGGGCUUUGUCUGUUCUUGAACAGACACUCCCUCCCGGAAUAAGACCUGGGGCUGGAAGGUGGGGUAGUGACCGCGGGAUAAACUCAGGUUCGCCCAGUGCCGGCAGCCUCCACUGGCCCGUGGCGAUGGGGCGCCAGUUUUACAAGGAAAAGGCAAUACCUUUACACAAAUGUUGGCAAUCGUGGGAAAGCCAUUUCUGGGGCCAGAUGUGCCCUGUCAGGGUGAAUCACCUUCGCUUAAAACUGACCUAAGCAACCUAGGCCAAGCCGAGCGCGGGAUCGCCCCUGCACCUCCAGGCUGGAGCAGGGCUCCGGCCCCGCAGUGAGACUCGGGUUCCCAAACGCCAGUCAUGCAGGUUUCCAUCCACCUGCUGUGUGAACAUCCACUCUGUGUCUCCUACAUCUCCAGACACCAAAAGACCCAACCAAGGACGAACAAUGCAAUCUCGGUAAUCCGAGACCAAGCUUCCGGGAGAGGAGCCGAGCUUCUCAGGGAGCCUCUCCAGAAACCCCACCAGCGUGCCCCUUCGUGGUGUGUGUGCAGGGGAGCCGCCGCAGACCGCACUGGUGCGGGCCUCCCCACCCCAAUGGAGGAGCCUCGCCGCGGUUUCCCCGCCGUGGGAGGAGGAGGACGCCGGCAGGGCGCCCGGGCAUCCUCUGCCACCCGGGCAUCCUCUGCCACCCGCAGGGCUGGAUCCGCGUGCAGAGUCCCUGGCGCCGGCCUUGUCUCCCCACCAUCUCCAACCCCGGCCCUUGGCACACAGUUGAAAGUGAUGGAGUCAAAUGGAAUUCAAGGAGGCGUUCGUUCAGUUCUCCUGUGAGGUUAGGGGGAGAACGAAGCAGGAACUUGGCCAAGCCCGGCGGUGCCCCCUCCUCGCCGACCCUGAACCCAAAUUGCAAGGAGGGAACCGGCCCGGGGCAACGGCCCUGCCGCAGGAGCCCAACGGGGAACCCGACCUCUGCGCCUCCAUUUAAGCUUCAAAUAUUUCAAAAAAAAAAAAGGCAUCGGAGCUCUGAAUAUACAGCAGUACCCUUGAGCUUGUGCGAGUAGAAACAAGAACGGCGACGACAACCACCCUUUAACCACACCCCCUCCCCGAGACGCAGGUCGCCGAGGCCGCUCAGACCCGGGCGGCCGAGGGAUUGGGGCCGCGGGGCCCGGGGCGCGCGGGGGGAGGUGCGUGGGGGACUCGGGGACCGGGAAGCUCUGAGGACCCGGACGGCGCGCCCCGCCCGCGGCGCUGGGGGCGGCCGGACGCCGAGGAGCCGCCCCCUCCGUGACUUUCCAAACCGCUCCCGCGAAGAGGCGGGGUGCGGGGUGCGGUUAAAAGGCGCCGCCCGGGCAGACAGGUGUCGAAGGCCGAGCGCCCGGCGCGCUGCGCUCUCCCGACUCCAAGCCCGUCGCGGCGCCCCGGCCUCCAGCGAGCGCGCACGCCACCCGGUCAGGACCACCCCGCACCCGCGGAGCUCCCGGGCCACCCCCCGCGACCUCCUCGCCACCGCAGACCCAGCCCCGCCGCGCGCUCCGCCCGCCCCCUCUCCGCCUGCUCCCAGCGCGCAGACCGUCCGGAGGAGAAGAUGGACUGGGGCGCGCUGCAGACCAUCCUGGGCGGCGUGAACAAGCACUCCACCAGCAUCGGCAAGAUCUGGCUCACGGUGCUCUUCAUCUUCCGCGUCAUGAUCCUGGUGGUGGCGGCCAAGGAGGUGUGGGGCGACGAGCAGGCCGACUUCGUCUGCAACACCCUGCAGCCCGGCUGCAAGAACGUCUGCUACGACCACUACUUCCCCAUCUCGCACAUCCGGCUCUGGGCGCUGCAGCUCAUCUUCGUGUCCACGCCCGCCCUGCUGGUGGCCAUGCACGUGGCCUACCGGCGACACGAGAAGAAAAGGAAGUUCAUCAAGGGCGAGAUGAAGAGCGAGUUCAAGGACAUCGAAGAGAUCAAGACCCAGAAGGUCCGCAUCGAGGGCGCCCUCUGGUGGACCUACACCGGCAGCAUCUUCUUCCGCAUCCUCUUCGAGGCCGCCUUCAUGUACGUGUUCUACGUCAUGUACAGCGGGUUCUCCAUGCAGCGCCUGGUCAAGUGCAACGCGUGGCCUUGUCCCAACACGGUGGACUGCUUCGUGUCCAGGCCCACGGAGAAGACGGUCUUUACGGUUUUCAUGGUCGUGGUGUCGGGGAUCUGCAUUCUGCUCAACGUCACCGAACUGUGCUAUUUGCUCAUCAGAUAUUGUUCCGGAAAGUCCAAGAAGCCAGUGUAAGCAGGUCUGGAGAAGAGCGAGCGGGCGGGGACGGACGCGGCCGUCUGCGCCCAGCGGUCGGCCGAGUCACCCGCGUCUCCCAGAUACAGAUUCCCGUCGUCAAGCUCCCCCCCACCCGCGACCCUCCUGUGGCCCACGUGGGACUCCAGACGCCUCCGGCUGCGGCCCCGCGGUCGGCCCCGCGGUCCACAGGCGCCGCCGCACAAAGGCCGAGCUCUGUGCCCGCUGAGGCCGUGCCAGGGCGGCCGUGCCCUUCCCUACUGCAAACAGAGGAUGUGGCGUUUGUUUCCCUUUCUUUGCGGAAAGGAGAGAAACGCCAGGACCUAACAAGGACGCUGAGCAGGUCUGGUUGAUCCGCUUAAGCUUCCCUUUGCAACUUCCCCGAAUUAAAGGUAAACAUAGAGAAUUUGGUUCCUUUAUUUGCUUUGAAGUUUUAGUCUGCAGCAAUGGACAGGGUUACCGCAUGUGUCCGACUCUGUCAUAUACUCUUUUAAAAUGAACAUUUUAAGGAAGAUGCGUUCUUUUCACCCACAAGAAAGUCUAGGGAGCAUUACGUGUUCCUCCUAUUUCAGAGGCAACGACUGCCACAUGCAAGUGGUGUAAAAUCUAGGUUUCCUCACUAGAUUUCCAUCUGGCCUUCAGCUCAGAACAGGGUACAGCGCCACCGAGAGGCUGGCGGGGGAAUGAAGCUGGGUGGUUCAGGGAGGCGAUUCUGCUUCUCUCGCAGGGAACGAACUAGAAGUCCUUAGCGAUGGCUUCGAAGAGCAAAGGGCCUCAUUUCGAAAAUGUAGCUGUCAUUUUGCAGGAGGAGUACAGACGGGCUGUGCCCCCAGCGACGAGCAGCCGUGGGCUGACUCAAGACACCCUCAACUCCCAAAGGACGUUGUCCUUCCACCCCAAGAGCCGGGGAAGGCCACUGCCCUCGAGGUCACGUGGGAGUCUUUCGUCGCCACAGGAUGAUUUAAUGCGACGGAACAAAACAGCAAACUAAGGUGGGGGGGUACUCGUUCUAAAGAACGGAUGGAAAGGUAGGCUCUAAGUUCUGACAAUUAAAAAUGAGUUUCAUCACCUUCAAA
Sus scrofa (pig) is the source of this 3864-nucleotide messenger RNA. RefSeq names its product gap junction protein beta 2 (gene GJB2). Lineage: Eukaryota; Metazoa; Chordata; Mammalia; Artiodactyla; Suidae. The record is from RefSeq and is a predicted model, not a curated record. Gene Ontology annotation, cellular component: connexin complex. Gene Ontology annotation, molecular function: gap junction channel activity. Gene Ontology annotation, biological process: cell-cell signaling; gap junction-mediated intercellular transport.